This is a messenger RNA of Arvicola amphibius (Eurasian water vole), 1665 nucleotides long. RefSeq lists its product as uncharacterized. Lineage: Eukaryota; Metazoa; Chordata; Mammalia; Rodentia; Cricetidae. The coding region runs from base 362 to 967 and encodes 201 amino acids. The record is from RefSeq and is a predicted model, not a curated record. The transcript is spliced from 5 exons.
UGUGGCAGUAGCAGGAGACUGAGCACACACCUCUUUAACCCCAAACACAAAGCUAAGAGCAAACUGAAAGUGGUAUAUGGACUUUUAAUUUAAAAUCCAAGGUCAAGAGAUAUACUUCCCCUGUGAGACUAUACCACCCAAACCUCCUCCAACAGAGCUACCAUUGUCGGACAAAUCUCAUUCAAAUCACUACAGUGCCCAUAUGGACCGAUUAAUUUGUAUCUGUACCAAUCUUAGUUGGAUUCUUAUGGGAACAUAAUCAGUGGGUAUAAACUUUAUAUUAACAUCUUCACAUUUGUGUAUCUGAGGAUGUGUGUGUGUGUGUGUGUGUGUGACUGUGUCUGUCUGUGUGUGUGUGUACAUGCUCACUGAUGUGUGCUUAGAUCACAACCCCCCAGAGGGAAACCAUCAGAAACCAGAACAGACCAGACUGCAAAAUGCAAGGUUAACUUCUUUAUUGCAAGUACAGGCUAGCCAGGAACUUCUCCUCCAAAACCCUAAAACAGCAAGAAUGUCUAACAGCCUCUGUUAUGAAGCUAGAACCCCGAAGAACUGUCUCAUCUUCUUUAGACAAGUGCAUCAGCCAUUUCUCUGUGGGUUCCGUACAUCCAGCCCACACAGCACACCAUUAAGCAGUGCAGGUAUGCCUGAUACUGACACCCUAAAAAUAAGAAAAGAGGCCCAGCUGAUGUAUCCACCGACAUCGCGAUUGUGCACUGCUCAGCUGUCCACUCAUCAGAUUUAUACCAGUGACGCUGGAGCACAUGCUUCUAAAACUCUUGACUGGCUCUGGUCCCAGAUUGAUGGUAAUAUACAGAGAUACCCACAACUGAUGAAGAUCCAGAUAAUUAGAGACUGUGGAAUGCUCAGCCCUAAAUUGGACAUCUAUAUCACUCCCCUGAUCCCUAGGCUCAGAUCAUUGCUGAGCAAGAAUCAGAAUAAGAAGAGCCAGAGGCCCCAGCCCUAGAACUUCUGAGAACCUCCCAGCUAUGGACAUUAUGAGUUUCUAAGACUCAACACACAAAAUGCUACUCUCCAGGAUGAAGAUAAUAGUACAUCUAUCAGAAGUUGUCUCCGUACCUAUCUGUUCCUUGUUUGUUUUUAUAAGAAUUCUAGAAGCUUCUUUAGUGCCAAACCAUUACUGGAAGAAGAGAAUCCACCACCUCUUCAAUGCAACUCCUUGCUAUCUGUCAGCAUCACUUUUUCUGCCCACCUCCUGCCUUCUCACUCUGACCUCUGCAUGUUUCACCCCUUGGAAGGAUUUGAGUAAACUCAUGGAGUGUGUUUGCAAAGUGUUCUCCAGCAAACCAGAAACCAUUGUCCAGGGGAGAGACAGUCCUUGAGCUAGAGUCCAGACUAACAAGAUUCAGUAGAAACAUGAGUGUCGGUGUCCUACCUUGGCAUGAUACACAUUUCUCUGUUUUUCUUGAGGGGUGUCUGCUGUGUUUUUUGUGCUAUUUUUCUGUGGCUAGUGGAAGAGGAUGCACUAUGAUUCUAUCUUGCCAAAGACCCUGCUGACUCUCUCUGGGUCACAGAGAGCUUGGUGAGGCAGGUAGAAAUUUACUCAAAGAGUUGAGAGCUGCCUGCUCACUGGCCAAUGACUGCCCAGAGACAUCUUCCUAGAUGAUUGUAUUAAAUGACACUCUCCAUAUACACAUUCUUGUC